Molecule: messenger RNA, 567 nt
Organism: Pseudomassariella vexata
Lineage: Eukaryota; Fungi; Ascomycota; Sordariomycetes; Amphisphaeriales; Pseudomassariaceae
Exons: 1
Coding region: 1-567 (188 amino acids)
Source: RefSeq, a predicted model, not a curated record
AUGACCAUAAGAUCGACAAGGUGGGAGCCAUGGCCGUGGCGCCGCUCCUUGGCGCCGCCCGCUUCAACCCCAAAUGCGACGAGCAGUUCCGAGAUAGCACGCCCGCCACCACCCCUGGAGCCCCUCAUAGGCCACUGGUUUCCAACUGGUACAUUAAGCUGGACACUUCCUGGUUCAACCCCAUGUGCAGCACGUGCAGCACCUCAAACCCUGAUAGGCACGGCUGACAGAAGGAAAAGACCAUGGUCCCACCCACCACACAUCACGUACGGCUGCGACACCUCGGUGCCCGUCUUCGUCUACUGCCACGUUAGAAGACGAGAUUCCAUCAUGCGCGGUGACGCGAGUCUGUAUUUUAGCGACAGGUUGCCGUACAACCAUACGCUGAAGCUGCGCAACCUCAACAUAUACGAGGAGUCCUGCGUCGAUGCCUACAGUGGUGCAUCUGUAGCUGUUCGAGCUAUGGAAUCCCGAGGCGGCAAUGCAGAGAAGUGUGCUCUUACCAACAGUCACGCCUUCUUUGAGUGGUCCAUCCGGUUCCGCUACGUUAUCCCUACUCCCAUUUAG